AACACGCUGGGGCCGGGUGUGUUCGCCCAGGGCUGGCCAGCCGUUCCCAGGGAAAUCUCUGCCGGUGCUAAUGGAGCCCUUAUCAGCUUGUUUCCGCCCUCCUUAAUUGCAGAGUUAUUCGCUGCUGCUUCUAAUGUGUGCUUGCUUGCAAGAUCUCUUGUUACGUAUAUGCACUGUCUUCUGCUUUGCAGGAUGAGCUUCCCAUGCUCUCACCCAGGGCGAACGCUGUAUAAUCAAAGGCUUUAUGGCCUGAGCUGCCCCACAGGUUGAAAUCAAGAAUCCAAGGGCUCUUCUCCUGUUCCUGGGUUGGCCUAGAUAGGCCUUUCAUAGCUUCCAACAUUUCUCUGAUCCUGAAUGGACAUGGAGACGCCCCUGGAGAAAGCCCUGGCGACACUCGUGUACACCUUCCACAAAUAUUCAGGGAAAGAAGGGGAUAAGUUCACCCUGAGCAAGGGAGAGCUAAAGGAGCUGGUGAAGAAGGAGUUGGCACUCGGAGAGAAGAUGAAGGAAGGCGGAAUUGACAAGCUGAUGGGGACCCUGGACAAGAACAAGGAUGAUGAGAUUGACUUCAAGGAGUACACGGGCUUCCUGUCGGCCCUCUGCAUGACCUACAACGAUUUCUUCCAGCAGGAUUCAAAAUAAAGGAGCGGGUGGGGUAAAUCUCCAGCACUUGGUGCCCUGCAUCACCCAGAGCCCAUGCGGCAACUUUAAAUAAAGGCCUCAACCUCCAGAAACUGGUUCAGCCUUUUAG
Messenger RNA from Zootoca vivipara (common lizard), 751 nucleotides. RefSeq names its product protein S100-A5. The record is from RefSeq and is a predicted model, not a curated record. Gene Ontology annotation, molecular function: calcium ion binding; calcium-dependent protein binding. Gene Ontology annotation, cellular component: nucleus. NCBI's taxonomy places the organism in Eukaryota, Metazoa, Chordata, Lepidosauria, Squamata, Lacertidae.